Messenger RNA from Menidia menidia (Atlantic silverside), 1692 nucleotides. NCBI's taxonomy places the organism in Eukaryota, Metazoa, Chordata, Actinopteri, Atheriniformes, Atherinopsidae. The record is from the annotation of a GenBank genome assembly.
AUGGACCCCCCGCCAAGUGAAUCGCAGCCAAGUGGAAAAAUCAGAAAAGGAUUCAAGCUGUUUGGCAAACGCAAGCCGGGUAACAUUUUUUCUAUUCGAAGCAAAGGAGAUGGAAACAACAAGUCACCUGUUAUCAAAAGCAAGACCUCGGAUGGAUUAUCUGAUUCUCCUGCACCAGAUUUGGAGCAGGAGCCAGACGAGGAGAAGGGACAGGAGGCGAGUCAAGGAGAGAUGGAGCAGGCGGGAGAUGAGAUAGUUGGUGAAGAUGGUGUUCUGGCUGCCGCUCCUGCUCGCAUGUCCUUCUCCUCAGUGAGCUCGGCUAAGUCCCUCGGCUUCCUUUCACUGCUGAGGGGUGGCCGAAAGGGAACGGGGGACCGGAGGGUGCACACUGUUUCUCAGCCAGUGGGUCGCCAGCGUCGUGGGCUGAAAGGCCUUUUUGGAAAUGUUAAGCUCCGAUCGAAAGAUAAAGAGGACAAAGAGGAAACACCUCCAAGCCCACUUCUUAUGUCAUCCCGAGCCAACAGUGUGGAAAUCAUAAAAGAGGACCUCACGCUCACUCCUAAAUGCCAGCCUCGCUCACCGGUCAGCCCUGAGACAGAGAGCUGUGAGCAGGUCAAGAGCUCCACAACUCACGACGGCUCAUCCACGUCCUCGUCAGAGAAAGCAGCCAAUGUGAGUACAAGUAAUGAGCAUGGGCCUCCUGUGCCCACCUGUGAGUCACCACUGGUGCCCGGCGAUAAGAGCCUAAGCUCCCUGCUGGCAGACAUCUCCUCUCUACUGACCUUUGACUCAAUAUCAGGGGGUGGAGACAUCAUGGCUGAUGUGGAAGCAGAAUGGGGAAAGGCCACCCUCAACUACUCCUGUUACUUUAACAAGCUUUUCAGCCCCAGUGAUGUCCUCUGGUGUAAAGACAAUUCAGUCCACACUGAGCUGCACUUCUACUACUACCAAAGCUCCUACAGAGACACCACCUACUUUGGUCAAGGCUACAUCAGUUACCCCAACUGUUACCUCUUCAGCUGGCAAACUGGCUUCCGAGGGCAUAAUGUCUCCCAAUAUUGCUUCUCCCCUUGGCCGCAUGAGGCCCAAUCCUCUGUUAAGACGAGGGGGACUAGUCAAACAACAGUGGACCACCAGUCUUCUGGUCCAAACACUACAGGUGUGGAGGGAAGUCAGACCUUGUCAUCCAAAACAAAAGAACAACAAAUUGAGCCACCAACAACCCUCCCUGAACCAUCCAAAGAAAAGAGGCCAUCACAGGUCAAAGGGCCAGGGCUUAGCAAAAUUCCUGUGGUUGGAGGAGGACGAGUGGGCAAGAUACCUGUACGGGAGAGCCAAAACGUAAAUGAUGAGCCGCGCAGGGAUCCACCGACGCCUGUGCAAGAUGAGAGGCCCCAUUUCAAUUCGCAUGAAGCAGGGAGCAAAGAUAAAAUCUGUACUGUUGAGGCAAAUGUGCUGACCUCGAAACACACCCAGGAGGAGAGUCAGCAGCCUCAACAACCAAAAGUUGUGACCAGUUCAGCGCGUGACUCAAAGAUCCCCGUCAAGCAUGGCACACAGCCUCACACUGCCUCCAACAUCCCCCAGACUAAAGAUCCCACUCGCUCCAAGAUCCCUACGUCCAAGGUCCCAGUCCGCAGGGUUGGAAAUAAACCUGCUGCCACAGGUGGAAGCACCCAGAUAAGAAAAUAA